AUGAGCACCUGCAGCUUCACCUUUGAUGGCAACUGUUGCUACCGCCUACCGACCAGAUCUGAGGGGGCUCGGCCUCCUGCCUGCUGCCGACGGGAUCUGAGGAGGGCCUACUGGGCGACGAGCACCGGAGUCAGAGGAGGGCCUACUGGGCGACCUGUACGUGUUGGAGUCAGCGGAGGGCCUGCUGGGCGACGUGCGCCAGAAGCCCGGAACCGGAGGGCGAGUUACCGGACACCGAGCUUGCACUCCGACGCGGGCCGCAUGGGCCAAGCUUCCUGCUGCGACGCCUCACGCCUCCUCGCACCUCCUGCAGCAGAGCCGCACCGCCGCCGCUACCCAAGACCCGUCGUGGCACGUGUAUCUGGCUGCGCCGAUGCCGGGGGCCACGCAUCUGGCGUCGUGGUGGGGAGGCGCCGCCGCGAGCCGUGGUGGGGAGGGGCGCCGGGAUGCAGCGCGGCCACGCGAGGUGCCCGGACCCCAUCUACACGUAGAUGCGGGAGACGAGGGGCGAGUCGAAGUGGACGACCUCCCGUAUGGGAUUUUCGUUGCGCCAGGCCCGCUUCAGCACCGGACCUCCCCUUCCUGAGCCACAGUUGGCCCUGA
Messenger RNA from Miscanthus lutarioriparius, 603 nucleotides. NCBI's taxonomy places the organism in Eukaryota, Viridiplantae, Streptophyta, Magnoliopsida, Poales, Poaceae. The record is from the annotation of a GenBank genome assembly.